AGUGUUAAUAAUCUUCCUGUCUUGGCUGCUAAUGUGUUGAUGUGUAUACUUUGAUCUGAGAUGGAAAAAUCCUGUAAGAGUUUGGUAACACAGUACUGUCUACGUACUUUACAAUGAUGCAAGCCCUGCCGUCUGUUUGGAGAUCAUGUGACCAGAAAAGGAGGGGGAGAGGAUUGGAGGAGAAGAGUAGAAUGCUAAGGUGAGACCACCUCCACUAUUCAGGUCUUACCUAAACUCUUCAGGCAACACCUUAUACCUGCACUGAGCACCUCAGCUACAUACAGCAGCUCUAACAGGAUACAUCUGGUGGACGAUCAUAAUUCUUUUCUUUUUUACUCUGGACGUUGGGAUGCAUUUCACCAAUCCACCAGCAUCCCUGUAGGCGUCAACCUGGCCCUUUUCAGUGGACUGAGACUUAAUAUCGGACUCUUAAUAGCUUGGACAUGUUUGGCCCAAGGCAGCUGGUGUCUACUCUCCUGCCUGCAGUUUUCCAUUCACCUGCAGCUCACUUUUUCCCUGCAUUCCCAAGCAGACUGGGUUCCCAACCUCAGAUCCUGAUCCCAGGGCCCUUUAUCAGCUAUGAAUCCUUGAGGAAUUAUUUGCAGCCAGAGACAUGCAAGGAAGCUUUGCUCCUGGCCACACAGGCAGUCGGGAUGGGGCCACUCACAGAGGGCAUAGAUGAACAGAGGCCAGUGAAGCAGCGUCGUGCACGAGCCAACUACAGCAGCUGGCAACUGGAGGAGCUGGAGAAGGCCUUCGAGACCACCCACUACCCAGACAUCUUCAUGAGGGAAGCCCUCGCCGUCAGACUGGACCUCAUUGAGGCCAGAGUACAGGUUUGGUUUCAAAACCGCCGUGCCAAGAUGAGACGACAGCUGAAACUCCAGGGCCAGCUUGCAGGACCUUAUGUAAAAAGAGACAAUGAUGAAACGCCUGAGACACCGAGCAGGAGUUUAAAACAGCAGACAGAGAGUUCAGAUGGCGAGCACUGGGAGAGACGACAGGACGGAGAAAACUAUCCAUGGACAAAAGAUGUGACUGCUGCGCUGAGCGUGCAUAUGCAGCCUGUGACCCAGAGGUCAGGGAAGUGGGCGAGGCUGGAGGGGCCGACCUCAGAGGAGCUCCGCUCUUGCAGCAUCGCCAAGUUGAGGGCCAAAGCCAGAGAGCAUGAGGCAGAGAUCCACAGCACUGUAAACAUGUCAGGAGGCAACACACAGUCACAAACACAGGAAGCUGAUGCCAUGCACAAUGAUUGAUCAUUUUCCUUCUUCCUGUUUGUACAGAUAAUCUUAACUAAAAAAAAGUGUAUGCUAUUACUAUGCUGGAACAAAACUACCUGGGACGAGGCGCUUAAUUAUUUAUCCAUUAUUAAUAAAAUAUUUCUUGCAGUAUAAAAUAAUAGUUAUCCUCUGUAAAAUUAUGAACAAAUUGUA
Messenger RNA from Micropterus dolomieu (smallmouth bass), 1433 nucleotides. RefSeq names its product visual system homeobox 2. The record is from RefSeq and is a predicted model, not a curated record. Gene Ontology annotation, molecular function: DNA-binding transcription factor activity, RNA polymerase II-specific; RNA polymerase II transcription regulatory region sequence-specific DNA binding. Bases 444 to 1256 code for a protein of 270 amino acids. The transcript is spliced from 4 exons. NCBI's taxonomy places the organism in Eukaryota, Metazoa, Chordata, Actinopteri, Centrarchiformes, Centrarchidae. Gene Ontology annotation, biological process: regulation of transcription by RNA polymerase II.